This is a messenger RNA of Triticum urartu, 1101 nucleotides long. NCBI's taxonomy places the organism in Eukaryota, Viridiplantae, Streptophyta, Magnoliopsida, Poales, Poaceae. The record is from RefSeq and is a predicted model, not a curated record.
CCCGCUCCUCCUCUCCAUUGACGGCGCCGCCCACCGCUGCCGGCUCCUUCCUCUCCCACCGCCGGCCUCCCCACCGCCACCGCCUCCUUCCUCUCCCACCGCUGCCGACUCCUUCCUCUCCCACCGCCGGCCUCCCCACCGCCACCGGCUCCUUCCUCUCCCACCGCUGCCGACUCCUUCCUCUCCCACUGCCGCCGACUCCUUCCUCUCUCUCUCUCGAGAUAAGUGAGAUGGCUGGCUUGGAAGGUUUCGAGUUCUUCGAGAUCGUAAUUGAGAAAUCUUGCAGUAGGCAGAGGCUGCCUGACAAGUUUGCGAAGAUGCUCGUCGGCCGUGAGCCCCACAAAGUGAAGCUGCUGGAGGCCGGCAGCGGGCUUCAUAGGCUGUGGGACGUGUUGGUGGUGUUCGAUGGUGAAGGCCACAUGUACCUAGGGCCCGGCUGGGAGCAUUUCGCCCGCGCCCAUGAGCUACAGCUCGGGUACUUCCUUGUCUUCCGCUACGACGGCGACGCCACGUUCACCGUGAAGAUGUUCGACAACACCAUGUGCCGCAUGUACUACCAGCAGGACGACGAUGCCACAGCGGGGAUGACGAGGAGCAAAGAGGGGAUGACGAGGACCAGAGUGGGCAAGAAGAGGAGCAGAGCGGGGAUGACGACCUUGCUAUGGUGGUGGCUAACGACGACCUUGCUAUGGUGGUGGCUGACGACGACCCUGCUAUGGUGGUGGCUGACGACGACCUCGCGAUUGUUAUGCCUGACGCUGACCUAGCGAUGGUGGUGCCUAGCGAUGACCUCGCGAUGGUAGUGGCGCCGGCGAUUCCACAGCUGGGCGACAGGACCAUGCCCAUUGUGGUAGAGGAGUACAUCCGCGUUGGGAUUCGCCACUCUGAGCGCAUCAGGUUGAUGAAGGAGAAGAAGGAGGAGUGAAGAUGUUAAGAAAAUGAAGUGGGAAUGUUAAGCAUGUUAGGUUUAAGCUUGUUAGUGUAAUCUGAACAUGUCAAUGUUAAGUAUGUAAGGUUUAAUUUUGUGCAUGCUCAUGGAUGCUGUAUGGCAGUGUCGUCCAAACAUGUCAAUUUCUUAUCAAUGAAUAUUUAAUUUGGUAA